AUGCCUCAGGACUACUCCGGUGUUUCCCUCCAGGGCAAGACUGCCAUUGUCACUGGAUCUUCGAAAGGUCUCGGCGCUGGCAUCGCCAUCCUCCUCGCCAAGCGCGGCGCCAACAUCGUCGUCAACUACGUCUCCGAGGGCAGCGGAAAGCGCGCACAGGAGGUCGUCGACAAGAUUAACAACGAGAUCGGCACGCGCGCCGUCCUUUGCCGCUCCGACGUCAGCAAGCCCGAGGGCAUCAAGCCCCUCGUUGACGCCGCUCUGGCGAUCAGCACGACCGGAAAGAUCGAGAUUCUGAUUCACAACGCCGCGCAAGGCCUCGAAGCCAACCUUGUCGACACGACGCCCGAAUUCUACGACACCCAUUUCGACUGCAACGUCAAGGGCCCGAUUUUCCUGACCCAGGCCGUGGUGCCGCAUAUCGCGAAGGGCGGACGCAUUGUGUUCAUCUCGUCGGCGGGCGCGCGUCUCGGAGUCGCGGGCCAGACUGUCUACGCGGCCACCAAGGCAGCGAACGAGGCGCUGGUGCGCGUGUGGGCGAAGGAACUGGGCCAGUCGCACGAGAUUACUGUCAACUGCGUCAACCCGGGACCUAUUGCUACCGAUCAAUGGUUCCAGAGUGACGAGCAGUUCCUGAAGGACAUGCAGCCCCUGAUCGAGUCGACCCCUGCUGCUGCGCGUGUGGGAGAGGUUGACGAUAUUGCGCCCUUGGUGGCGUUCUUGUGCAGUGACGACGCGAGAUGGACUACGGGAGCUUGUCUCUCUGCGAAUGGCGGUCUUUACAACUAA
Molecule: messenger RNA, 789 nt
Organism: Aspergillus steynii IBT 23096
Lineage: Eukaryota; Fungi; Ascomycota; Eurotiomycetes; Eurotiales; Aspergillaceae
Product: SDR family NAD(P)-dependent oxidoreductase
Exons: 4
Coding region: 1-789 (262 amino acids)
Source: RefSeq, a predicted model, not a curated record